Molecule: messenger RNA, 309 nt
Organism: Staurois parvus
Lineage: Eukaryota; Metazoa; Chordata; Amphibia; Anura; Ranidae
Source: the annotation of a GenBank genome assembly
AUGUAUGUGAAAUGGGUUGAUACAGGAAUGUUAUACGAUGUGAUUUUAGUGAAUGUCACUUUUUGUCAUUUUCAAAUUUCCCGCUGUUCUGUCCCCUGUACGUCCCGACGCUCGCAGGGGACAGAACUCAGAAGACAGAUGCCGGCAUUGGCCGGAGGAUAUUACAGGGGACACUGCAGGGGGGACAUUGCGGGAGCGCAGGACAAGGUAAGAGAAGAAGAGAUCCCGGAGCAGCGCCGCAUGGUAAGCCCGAGUGUAGCUCGGGGGGGUUACCACUUGUGCUACACUCGGGAAUACGCCAGGGAGGCU